This is a messenger RNA of Gossypium arboreum, 3488 nucleotides long. Its product is annotated as auxin response factor 3-like. Gene Ontology annotation, molecular function: DNA binding. Lineage: Eukaryota; Viridiplantae; Streptophyta; Magnoliopsida; Malvales; Malvaceae. Gene Ontology annotation, biological process: response to hormone; regulation of DNA-templated transcription. The transcript has 9 exons. Gene Ontology annotation, cellular component: nucleus. The record is from RefSeq and is a predicted model, not a curated record. The coding region runs from base 717 to 3056 and encodes 779 amino acids.
GUAACAUUUAAAUAUUAAAAAUAUUUGCAAUUCUAUCCCAAAGAAGUACCUCAAAAAGGGAGGUUUAAUGGGGAUAGAGAUGAGUGAGAUUUGGGCGAGUAGAAGGUGACAGAAUGGACAUCCGCCCGGAAAUACAGGGAGCCGUACUGCAACACACUCAGCUUUCAUUUUUAUAUUUUAAAAUUAUACACAAUUAAAACUCUAAAACAAAGUUAAAACCCCACUUAAUAAAAGCUCUUUCUUUCACCCUUCCUGCCACACAUCACUCUCACCAGUGGCAGCAUUUGCAGCAGCAGUAGUUGCAGUCAUGCAGCACUGCUACUGCUUACCUUGCAGUCAAGAACCACCCCACCACCAAAUAUAUAUGUAUAUACAAACACCUUUACUAUAUCUAUUUAUUAUAGAUACUGAAGUUUUUUUUUUUUUUGUGUGUGUGUGUGUUUUAAUUGUAAUUUCCUAAUUAAUUAAAGGUAAUAAAGAGGCUUGAUUUGAUUUGUUAGACAAAAUAGACUAAAACCCAUCACCCCUCUCUUUAAAAAAAAAAAUUUGUGUUUUUUGAGGUCUUGACUUAAUUUCUCUGUUCUUUUUGCAAUGCCAAAAACCCAUUUCUUUCUAAGCUCUGAAAAUGCAGUCAUGAAAAACCCUCUUCUUCAUAUCUCGCUACUUACCUUUUCCAGGAAAAUCAUUUCUUUCUAAGCUUAUAUUUUUAAAUACCAAUGGGGGGAUUAAUCGAUCUGAACUCUACGGAAGACGAUGAAACGCCAUUAUCUGGUUCUUUGUCUCCAUCUUCAUCUUCAGCUUCCGUGUUAAGUGCCCCUGGUUCUGGUUCUUCUGUUUGUUUAGAACUUUGGCAUGCGUGUGCUGGUCCACUUAUAUCUUUGCCAAAGAGAGGAAAUGUAGUGGUGUACUUCCCUCAAGGCCACUUGGAACAAGUUUCCGAUUUUUCCGGUGUAGCUGCAGCUUAUGAUCUCCCUCCCCACGUGUUUUGUCUGGUUGUUGAUGUCAAGCUCCAUGCUGAGGGUGCCACAGAUGAGGUUUACGCCCAAGUUUCAUUGGUUCCUGAAACGGAGCAAUCUGAGCAGAAGUUGGAGGGAGGGAAGACUGAGGCAGAUGGUGAAGAGGAGGAUACUGAAACCAAUAUCAAGUCAACCACGCCCCAUAUGUUCUGCAAGACACUAACCGCUUCCGAUACCAGCACGCAUGGUGGCUUCUCUGUUCCUCGUCGAGCUGCCGAGGACUGCUUUCCUCCCUUGGACUAUAAUCAGCAAAGGCCCUCACAAGAGCUUGUUGCGAAAGACCUGCAUGGUUCUGAAUGGAGAUUUCGACACAUCUAUAGGGGUCAACCACGGAGACAUUUGCUGACUUCCGGAUGGAGUGCAUUUGUAAAUAAGAAGAAGCUUGUCUCUGGAGAUGCGGUGCUUUUUCUGAGGGGUGAAGGUGGAGAACUGAGGCUUGGAAUCCGAAGAGCUGCUCAAAUUAAAGAUGGCUCUUCUUUUCCAUCAUCUUGCAGCCAGCAGUUGAAUUGCAGCAAUUUUGCAGAUGUGGUUCAUGCUAUUUCUAUGAAAAGUGUAUUCAGCAUUUACUACAAUCCAAGGGCCAGUUCAUCGGACUUCAUAAUACCCGUGCAUAAAUUCUGGAAGUGUCUUGAUCCCUCAUUUUCUAUUGGAAUGAGGUUCAAAAUGCAAUUUGAAGCUGAAGAUGCAGCAGAAAGAAGGUACAACCUUAUUGAAUCUCCAACUCUUGAGUUCAAAUUAUUUGAUUUUCAGCCUAAAGAGGAGAGCAAAGACCUACUCUACCAUGUGGUGAAGGCCUUAAUUGAUUUUUCUUGCAGACACUCAGGAGUAAUAACUGGAAUUAGUGAUAUAAAUCCUGUUCAAUGGCCUGGUUCAAAAUGGAGAUGCCUGAUGGUAAGGUGGGAUGAUAUUGAUGCCAACAGGCAUAGUAGGGUUUCUCCCUGGGAAAUUGAGCCAUCUGGUUCAGUUUCCGGUUCUAACAGCUUGAUCUCUCCUGGUUCAAAAAGGAACCGAGUUGGAUUUCCUUCAGGAAAUUCUGAAUUUAUGGUUCCUGAUGGAAUUAGAGCAUCAGACUUUGGGGAGUCUUUGUGGUCCCAGGUAUUGCAAGUUCAAGAAAAUCUGGGUUUUAACUCUCUUUAUGAUGGUUCUGAUAGUCCGAAUAUGCAUUGGUCUGAAAUAAGGCGUUGCAUUCCUGGUUCUAUUGGUUCUGAUUUUUCUGCAAUAGGAAAUAUUGGUAGAGACUCACUGGUGAGUCCUGAUAUUUCCCGUAAAAGUGUAGGCUUUGGGGAAUCUUUCCGAUUCCAUAAGGUCUUGCAAGGUCAAGAAAUUUUUGUGUCCCCUCCAUAUAGAAAUGGUUCAACUGCAGAUGAAACUCAAGAAAAUGACGCUUUUGGUCUCGCUGAUGUUGGUCAGCUGUCGGGAACUAGAAGUGGAUGGUCUUCCUUGAUGCAGAGGUAUAAUACUCAUAGUCGUACACGACCAUCUGCACCAUCUACACAAACGUCCUCACCAUCUUCAGUGUUAACGUUCCUACAAGUGAGCAAUCCAAUUCUGAAUUUCAGUCCUAUUUAUAAUUCUAAUAACCAAAAAAGGGAACAGGGAGUUAACAAACAAAGUUCUUUUCAUGCACCUGAAAUAUACAAGGGAAAGCUAUUUCCAUCUUCAUCCAGUGAACAUGAUUCCCGUGCGAGGGAUCUUGGAAGCACAGAUUUAUUCGGUCAUUCUAUUGGUUCUGUUCAACUUGGUUUUGCUCCACCUCUAGCAGCUCAACCAGUAUUCAGGACUAGUCAAGAAUUAGAUUCCUCCUGUAAAAGUAGCUGCAGACUUUUUGGUUUCUCCUUGACUGAGGGAAGACAUGAUGCUAGCAAGGAAGAAGACGUGGUACAAGCAACCUCAUCAUUGGCGCCUGGAGCGAUUUUACCUUGUGUUAGGGAAGAGUUUCACCCAAAGCCUUCGUCGGUGACGGACACAGUUGGAAGCAAUUAUACUGAAGUAAGCAAUCUCUAUGCUGUCAGAGAUAUGGUUUUAGAUAUUGCAUUGUAGACUAGUCGUGAAAGGCAGAUCCACAAAUGAGUUCCAUAGACAGGGAAAUAGAGCGUUUUACAAUCAAGUUGAAAACCUGGAAGCAUUAGAUUCCACGGUGCCUUUGCUGUGGAUAAAGAGGUUUCAUACAACUUGAAGAGUGGUUGGUUGGAAAAAUGUUUCAUUUUUGUGGUAAGCUUUCAAGCUGUUGGCGGACUUUCAAGGUGGUGGUGUUAUUAAAAUCAAGACUAUGUUUUGAGUCUCGACUUCUAUACUGAUGAAUAUGCUGCUGCAAGAAGAUGCCUACAGUUGGUGAAGUGAUUGUUUAUUUUGAUUCUAUGAAUCUAGCGUUAUGACCUAAAACUGAAAAUUUUUGUAAAUAUUUUAUUAAAGCACUUGGAGUUUAUCUUAAACUGCAAGUAUUAAGCUUUCUGAUGGUUUUCUAUUCUAAAA